Phymastichus coffea is the source of this 3969-nucleotide messenger RNA. RefSeq lists its product as uncharacterized. The transcript has a single exon. Gene Ontology annotation, biological process: DNA integration. NCBI's taxonomy places the organism in Eukaryota, Metazoa, Arthropoda, Insecta, Hymenoptera, Eulophidae. Gene Ontology annotation, molecular function: nucleic acid binding. Bases 1 to 3969 code for a protein of 1322 amino acids. The record is from RefSeq and is a predicted model, not a curated record.
AUGGCUGUCCAAGCUUAUAUUGGCACGAUUGCUGAGUAUGAUCUGGCGGAAGAUUGGGAGUUGUGGCAAGAGCGAUUGGAGCAGUUUUUCAUGGCUAAUGAAGUCAAAGAUGAAAAGAAGGUUCCUUUACUAAUUACAUUUUUGGGUAACAAAGGUUAUGCUUUAUUAAGAGAAUUAUGUACGCCUGAUAAGCCCGCAAGUAAAAAUUAUGCAGCGCUCACUGAAACUUUGAAAAAUCAUCUCAAGCCUGAACCUAGUGAAAUAAGCGAGCGUUAUGCAUUCAAAAAAUGCCGACAAAAAGAGGGCGAAGAUAUUAAAACGUUUGUUGCCAAUUUGAAAAAAUUGUCUAUGAAUUGUAAUUUUGGUACAGAAUUGAAAACUUAUUUGCGAGACCAGUUUGUUUUUGGCGUUUCAUGCAAAUCAACAAAGAAGCAGCUACUCAAAGAAAAGGCGUUGACGUUUGAUUCAGCGGUGCUACUGCCUCAAUCCACGGAAACGGCGACACGCGAUGCAGAGGGCAUGCUGGGAGAAUCAACGGCAGCGGCAUAUUCAACGACGGUCAACUAUGUAACGGAUAAGAAGAACAAGAAUGCGUAUCAAAGCGAUAAAGCGAGCGCGAGCGAUCAACAGAGUUAUAGUAGUGGUAGUGGUAAUAGAUGUUAUUGUUGUGAGAAAGCUAACCAUAGAAAAGCAACUUGUAGGUAUCGCGAUUAUAAAUGUAAUAAUUGUCAAGAAGUAGGUCAUUUGGCUAUCGUUUGUAAAGUAGCAAAGUCACAGUCAGGUUUAAAUAGUCGGAGUGCAAGUAAUUUUCGGUUGAAUAGUCAGGCUAAUUAUGAUAAUGGACGGACAAAUAAUCAGGGUUAUAGUAAUAAUAGAAAUGGAAAUAGAGCUAAUAAUUUGAAUAGAACGAAUUUGAAACAGAAUUAUAUUGAUGAGGUAGAUAGCGUUGAAGAAGAAUUUGACAAUCUGUAUCACUUAGUUGAAUUUGAAAACAAGAUGAAAGUUAAACCGUUAGAGAUUAAUUUAGUUGUUGAAAAUGUUACAAAUACUUUUGAAAUUGAUACAGGAUCACCAAUUACGGCAAUGUCAAGCUCUUAUUUUUUUAGUAGACAAGAAUUGAAAAGAUUGGAAAUGAAUGAAACGAAGCGAAUUUUUAAAAGUUACUCUGGUGAUGUUAUUGUACCGAUUGGUUUGGUUAAAGUUAGGAUAUUGUUUUUUGAGAAAGAUUAUGAUUUGCUAUUGUAUGUUUUGCCUGGUAAUAGUAAGCCAAUUUUAGGUAGGGAUUGGUUGGAGGUACUAGGGAUUAUUAAGAACUUUGAAUGUAAGAUGAAUGAAAUCAAAACAAUCAAUGAAUGUGAGAGUAGAUUUGCGGAAAUUGUUAAAGAAUUUGGAAAUGUAUUUAACGAUGAAUUAAGAACGUAUAAUAAGCGUACAUUUAAGUUGGAAUUGAAACCGAAUGCAGUACCGAAAUUUUGUAAACCGCACCCUGUGCCGUAUGCAUUGCGAGAAAAAGUGGAAAUGGAAAUUGAUAGGUUAAUUAAGUCGGGAGUUGCAGAGAAAGUUGAGUCAAGUGAAUGGGCAACACCAAUAGUGCCCAUAUUGAAAUCUAAUGGUCAAGUAAGAAUUUGCGGAAACUAUAAAAUUACUGUGAAUCGAUAUUUAAUUGUAAAUAGACAUCCUAUUCCAAGAACACAAGACUUGUUAGCAAUGCUGAAAGGAGGAACAAUUUUAACAAAACUUGAUUUGAUGAAUGCAUAUCAACAAUUUUUACUCGAUGAAGAAUCGCAAAAACUAACAACAAUCAAUACUCACAAGGGACUUCUUAAAUAUAAAAGACUUGUUUUUGGCGUAGCUACAGCACCUGGUAUUUUUCAAGGAGAAAUUGAAGAAAUGUUGAAAGGCAUUCCUGGUGUAUUAAAAUUUUUUGACGAUAUUCUGAUUAUAGGAAAAAAUGUUCAAGAGCAUGAUACUAGAUUGAGAGAAGUUUUAUUGCGAUUCAGUGAUGCAGGGUUGACAGUAAGAAAAAGUAAAUGUAUUUUUGCAAAACCAAAGGUUGAUUUUUUAGGUCAUACGAUCGAUGCCGAAGGUAUUCAUGUUUCGGACAAGAAAGUUCAAGCAAUAAGAAAAGUUAAGCCACCAAAUAAUGUAAAAGAACUCCAAGUCUUUUUAGGAAUGAUGAAUUAUCAUUCAAAAUUCAUUCAAAAUUAUUCAUUCGUUGUUAGCCCGUUAUAUAGGUUACUCAGACAAGAUGUUCGUUGGAAAUGGACUGAAGAGUGUCAUCAAACAUUUGAACAAGCGAAGGCGAAAUUGAGUUCUCACCAGGUUUUGGUACAUUAUGAUACGCAGUUACCUGUCAAAGUUACCUGUGAUGCAUCACCUGUGGGAGUUGGAGCGGUAUUAUCACAUAUUUUUCAUGAUGGCAAUACGAAACCAAUUGCAUUUGCGUCAAGAUCACUUUCACCGUCCGAGCGGAAUUAUUCGCAGCUUGAUAAGGAGGCUCUCGCUUUGGUAUUUGGCGUAAGAACUUUUUAUCAAUAUCUAUAUGGUAGGCAUUUUAUUCUCGAGACAGACCACAAGCCACUUAUAUAUAUUUUUGGAGAUAAGAAAGGGUUACCGGCAAUGGCCGUGAAUAGAGUAGAACGGUGGAGUUUAAUAUUAGCUGGGUAUGAUUAUGAAAUUAGAUACAUUAAAGGAGUUGAAAAUGAGAGCGAUGGUUUUUUAUCGAGAUUUCCUAUUCAAAAUAAUAGCAACUAUAAGACUGAAGAAUAUUCGUAUUUGAAUUAUUUUAACGAAGGAGUGAGAACGUUUUCAUUAGAUACUAUUCGCAGUGAGACAGACAAAGAUCUAAUUUUGAGUUUAGUGAAGAAAUAUUUAUUGCGUGGUUGGCCUAAAAACGUUCACGAUAGAUUGUUGCCUUACAAGCGAAAAGAACAAGAAUUAACAUUGGAAAAUGGUUGUGUUAUGUGGGGUUAUCGUGUAUGUGUGCCUUCAUCUCUCAGAGAAGAUAUGAUAAGUGAACUUCAUAGUUCAUACAUGGGUGUUGUACGUAUGAAAAUGUUAGCUCGCUCAUAUAUCUGGUGGCCAAUGAUGGACUUACAGAUUGAGAAUAAAUGUAAACAAUGUGAAUUGUGUCUUGUUAGUGCUACUAAUCCACCUAAAACUUCUUUACAUGUUUGGAGUUGGCCAGAAAAUGCAAAUCAGCGUUUACACGCAGAUUUCUGUGGUCCAAUUGAUGGAAAAAUGUUUAUUGUUAUUCUAGAUAGUCAUUCAAAGUGGAUUGAUAUACGAGAAUUGAAUAAUAUUAUAACUGAAACAACUAUAGAUGUUUUUAGAGAUUACUUUGCCACGUGGGGAAUACCAAACACAUUGGUUACAGACAAUGACCCAACGUUCACUUCUAAGUUGUUUGAAGAAUUUAUGAUUUCUAAUGGAGUUUCACAUAAAAAAACUGCACCUUACCAUCCAGCUAGUAAUGCAGCCGCUGAAAAUGCAGUGAAAACUUUUAAGGCUAAGAUUAAAAUACUGAACAAAGAAUGUUCAUCAAGAAAAGAAGCCCUUGCUAAGUAUUUGUUUCAUUAUCGAUCGUCUCCACAUUGUACAACAGGUGUAAGUCCAGCUAAGUUGCAAAUUGGCAGGAAAUUUCGUACAAGAUGGGACUUGUUAAAAGAGAAAGUAAAAAAUAACGUUUAUCACAAACAACAAGAGCAAAGAAAAAAUUUCAAGGGUAACAGGAAUGUGACUUUUGAUGAGAAAGAAGUAGUUAUGGCGAGAGACUAUGCGAAUGGUAAUUGGCGAAAAGUUAAAGUUGAUAAGCAGGUCAAUCCGGUUACCUAUAAUGUCACAACGGAUGAUCAACGAGUAUGGAAGCGUCAUGUAGAUCAAUUGCGAGCAUGUAAUUUGUCAAUGAGCGAUAGUCAUAAUUUAAGAACACCAGAAAAAUGUAAUAGUCCUAUUGCUAUUGUAACUUAG